GAACUGCCAUGGAGAUUGUCCAGUUUCUUACGCUCUCACUGGACAUGAUGCUCCAAUCUCAAAAUCACCGUGCCUUUUGACGGGGAUAUUAUCGUCUUGCUCAGGAGAACGAGAUCGAUAUCGAGGGAUAAGGAAUAAGGGAUAAGGGGCACAUUUACCCCUUUCCAAGCCUUCAGGUUCGGUCGAUGAGGGUCUCUCCGACUUUCAUAUGCGCGAUAAGGCACAACUCUGAAGCUAAGCAGAUUGUUGACAUCUUCAUGUGUUCUGAUCAUGAGAGUUGGGAUUUUUAUGACGAGGACGGUGACCUGGUCGACCUGUUUGCUCCCUCGAGUCAGAUCAUUGUCGGUCCAGACGUGGUCAACUGGCAGCGAAAGCAGCACAAGAUUAUGCCUGGUUUCGUCGUCCGGUUGAGUGGCGGAUGCGAAGUCGUUCAGGUCCUGUGUUCCGAGAAGGGUGCUGAUAUCAUCGUAGAUGGGUUCUUCCGAGCGUUGCUGCGCAAAAUUUCUUCCGCUUUGCUGCAUGGGUUGGUCUUCGGCGUCCUCGUACGUCCCAUCUUCGUCCUCACCGACAGGACCAACCCAUGCCUCGCCCUCCCCCAAGCUGAGGUCGCUGAUAUCUCCGAUCUUGCCUUGCGAUACGCAGGUCUUACAGACAAAGUCAGCGGUGGAUGUCUUGAGGCCAUGGCAUACAGAGUGCGCGAGGGUGCCGCAUUUGUUGCAGGUGCACUGUUUAUCCGAGUCUAUAAAUUGAUACUCAAGCGGUAGUACCAAACGUGCGGAGCUUUUGUGCUUCGUCUACGAUGACUAGUGAGAAUACGGGGAGGCAAAGUCAUACAACUGAACUUCUUGGUCCGCUCUCUCAUACACGCAAAUC
Molecule: messenger RNA, 873 nt
Organism: Aureobasidium pullulans EXF-150
Lineage: Eukaryota; Fungi; Ascomycota; Dothideomycetes; Dothideales; Saccotheciaceae
Exons: 2
Coding region: 186-764 (192 amino acids)
Source: RefSeq, a predicted model, not a curated record